Messenger RNA from Salvia hispanica, 1293 nucleotides. RefSeq lists its product as uncharacterized. Gene Ontology annotation, molecular function: protein binding. The record is from RefSeq and is a predicted model, not a curated record. Lineage: Eukaryota; Viridiplantae; Streptophyta; Magnoliopsida; Lamiales; Lamiaceae. Gene Ontology annotation, cellular component: plasma membrane.
AUGGUUCCCGAGUCAAUAAAAAUGAAGCUCUAUGAUGCUGCAAAAAAUGGAGAUAUAGCAACAUUGGCAGAAUUGCUGCAACGAGAUCCGAAUCUCGUUGCUGAAGUUUUAUAUGCACGCUCGCGCAAUGUUCUACACAUAGCAGCGAUGCACGGGCAAGAAAGCAUCGUUGAGAUGCUGAAAUUCCACGCACAGCUAGCUCGAGAUUUAGACUCGCAAAAUUCGACACCACUUCACAUUGCAGCUGCGCGUGGGAAUGUCGCAGUAGCCUCAAGACUGUUAUCAAUGGCCCCUGAGACACUCUGGUGGCGAGACGUUCAUGAUAUGAACCCGGUUCACAUUGCAAGCAUGUGUGGUAAUGUUUUAAUCUUAACAGAGCUGCUUCGCCUCGAUCAUUCUCCUGCUAUGGAAAGGGUGCAUCGUGGACAGACCGUGCUGCACUUGUGCAUCAAACAUCGCCAUAAGGCAGCCUUCGACUUUUUGUUGCCGAGGUUGGGGGAGCUUAUUUGUGCCAAGGAUGAUGAUGGCGAGACAAUAUUGCAUCUGGCUGUUAGGUGCAAUCGACUUACGUUGAUCAAAGACUUGGUGGAGCGUACACAAAUAGAUCCGCAGACGCAGAAUUCUUUGGGCAAAACAGCGCUGCAAAUCUUGAUUGAGAGCAAACCAGACAUAAGUCGUGAUCAUAUACAGAUGCUAAAACCUUUAAAGAUUCCAUCAACAAAUAAAAUAUCAAAGGUCUUUCCCAACCUGAGCGACACGACAAUGGUGGUGGUGGUCCUGAUAGCCACCAUGGCGUUCCAGGCCGCCAUCAGCCCCCCUGGCGGGGUGUGGCAGGAAGACACGACAUCACACAAGGCUGGCGAUGCAGUGAUGGCAUCAUCUCAUCCAAAACUAUACAAACAUUUUGUUCGUGCUAACAACACAGCCUUCGUUUCAUCAAUCAUCACAAUCUUCCUCAUCACAACCCGGCAGCCAUCUGGACGCAUUUUUUUCCUGCUCAUCUCCUUGUUAGCAAUGUGGGUAUCGCUCGCAUCUAUUUCCGUUAGCUAUGGAGCUUCUAUAAUGGUCGUCUCUCCAAAUACAAAAACACAAUCACUUGUUGUUCUUAUUAUCAUAGUGGUGGUUGUGUCACUAGGCAUCAUCGGAUUCAUAUUUGCGUAUAAUAUUAUCCGGGAAUGGUACUUGCGCAGGACGAGCGAUCACCAUACAGCUCUCCAGCGAUUAGAGACGCCGGCGGAUACACUCCUCUCCCUAGUUGACGUGAUUUUACGGACGUCGGAUAGGCCAUACUAG